AUGUUACCAAAAAGAAGCACAAGGAUUAGGAUACUACCAAGAUGCCCAAGUCUAGACGGUGGAAGUCAAGAUAGAGAGGUUAUCGUCAAACUAUGGAUCUUCCGGUUGCAUCCUUUCGGUGCCUGCUGCAAUACCACACGAAGGAGGCACGAGGGCUGGGAUACUGCCAGGAUGCACAAGUCUAGACAGGGGAAGUUGAGAGGCAGAGGUCAGUUCGCGCCACAGACCUUCCGGUCAGUAAAUUCGCGCUCUAACCACUUGGUCCACGUCACCCCGAAAAAACACGAGGGCUGGGAUACUGCCAGGAUGCACAAGUCUAGACAGGGGAAGUUGAGAGGCAGAGGUCAGUUCGCGCCACAGACCUUCCGGUCAGUAAAUUCGCGCUCUAACCACUUGGUCCACGUCACCCCGAAAAGUAGCCAGUACUGUAAUGUGGUGACAGAUUUCAACGGACAGACUCUCCCAAAGACUAACACUAGUUGUAUUUCUAUAUAUUUGUGUCCCCACAUUCUGUUCCUGUCACCCAUCGACCCCACGUGUUCUGGUGCUCACAGAAUAAACUGA
This is a messenger RNA of Opisthorchis viverrini, 564 nucleotides long. RefSeq lists its product as hypothetical. The record is from RefSeq and is a predicted model, not a curated record. Bases 1 to 564 code for a protein of 187 amino acids. NCBI's taxonomy places the organism in Eukaryota, Metazoa, Platyhelminthes, Trematoda, Opisthorchiida, Opisthorchiidae. The transcript has 4 exons.